UUGAGUUGCCUCAUCGUUUUAUAAGAGUUAUAGCAUGUCACUUGUUGGUUGUAAAUCUUUCUAUAACGGCUGUUAACGACCUGUAACAAUUCCCAUUUCCGCACCAAAUUAAAAAAAAAAUCAAAAUUUAAAUUUUCUUCACUGCUUCAAAACCUUAAUUUUAAUUAUACAUAGCAAUAUUUAGUUAUUUAUAAUCCAUAAGCUAAUGGGUUGCUCUUCUUCUCUUCCAGAUAGGAGUUCUGGGCAAUUAAGCGGACUCAACAAUACAGAGAAUUCUGGAGUUCCUGAUGCGAAAAAUCUACGCGUAAAGCUGGUCUUGUUAGGUGAUUCUGGAGUUGGAAAAAGUUGUAUUGUUCUUCGCUUUGUUCGUGGCAAGUUUGACCCUACGUCUAAGGUAACUAUCGGAGCUUCAUUCUUGUCACAGACAAUAGCUUUGCAAGAUUCAACUACUGUUAAGUUUGAAAUAUGGGACACAGCUGGACAAGAGAGGUAUGCUGCAUUGGCACCUCUGUACUACCGAGGAGCUGGAGUUGCAGUGAUUGUGUAUGACAUAACUAGCCCAGAGUCAUUCACCAAAGCACAAUAUUGGGUUAAGGAGCUACAAAAACAUGGGAGCCCAGAUAUAGUGAUGGCUUUGGUUGGUAAUAAAGCUGAUCUUCAUGAAAAUCGAGAAGUACCAGUUCAAGAUGGCAUUGACUAUGCAGAGAAGAACGGGAUGUUCUUUAUUGAGACAUCUGCCAAGACUGCAGAUAAUAUAAAUCAGUUGUUUGAGGAAAUUGCAAAGCGACUUCCCCGCCCAUCAUAAUCAUGAUUGUAGGAAUGUCAGCCCUAAUUAACUUUAUAGAUUUUAAUGUUCUGAAACUGCAUAGUUGUGAUAUCAAGUUUGUGAACAAUAAGUAUACGUGACUGUUUCAUGUUUUCGUAAUCUAUGAUGUAAUCAUGAGUCUGAUUUAAAACUUUCAGUUGCCAUUAUCAGCACAUAAAUCUCCACAUACUUGAGUGAUUGGGUGUAAUCAUAAAGAUUUUUUCUUAGAAUAAUGUCAAAGGGAACGCUAUCACCAUGUAGCAAAGUAUCUAAUGGUUAUUGCUUUAUUCCAUGUUUCAUUCAUUUCACUCUCCUUUUGUUUCUUCUGAAACUUGGUUGGGUGGACAGCUUCAGGGUGCUAUGUGCAGAUUGUUGGACACUUCUCAAAUGGCAUCCCCUAACUUUUUCUAUAGCAUAUUAGUGAUUAAAAUUUGAAACUUGAUAUACCUGGCUACUUCGGCAAUAUCUUGGCUGUUACAUUACCAGUUUCUACCACUUGAUUUAGCUACUCACAUAAUCAUUCAUGAUAUUCAGAUAGAGGUAUCAAAUGGGUUGAACAGUUCAUGACACGACACGGUUUGAAAUGAUAUGAUACGACCUGUUAUUAAAC
This is a messenger RNA of Durio zibethinus, 1415 nucleotides long. RefSeq names its product ras-related protein RABF1-like. The record is from RefSeq and is a predicted model, not a curated record. NCBI's taxonomy places the organism in Eukaryota, Viridiplantae, Streptophyta, Magnoliopsida, Malvales, Malvaceae. Gene Ontology annotation, molecular function: GTPase activity; GTP binding.